This is a messenger RNA of Aspergillus uvarum CBS 121591, 1167 nucleotides long. Its product is annotated as TFIIH/NER complex subunit TFB4. The record is from RefSeq and is a predicted model, not a curated record. The coding region runs from base 1 to 1167 and encodes 388 amino acids. Gene Ontology annotation, cellular component: transcription factor TFIIH holo complex; transcription factor TFIIH core complex. NCBI's taxonomy places the organism in Eukaryota, Fungi, Ascomycota, Eurotiomycetes, Eurotiales, Aspergillaceae. Gene Ontology annotation, biological process: nucleotide-excision repair; regulation of DNA-templated transcription. The transcript is spliced from 2 exons.
AUGAACACCAUCGAUGCAACAGAGCACUACUCAACCAGUGCCCACGACCGGCCCCCCUCCCUCCUAACCGUCAUCAUCGACACCAACCCGCACGCCUGGGCCCAACUAAGCAACCAAUCCGCCCUCCCGCUCUCGACCGCCGUAGCUAACAUCCUCGUCUUCCUGAACGCCCACCUCGCCUGCAACUACGCCAACGAAGUGGCCGUGGUCGCCUCACACACCCAAAAGGCAACAUGGCUAUAUCCGGUUGCCUCCUCUUCCGCACCACAAACCCAAGCACAACCUGCAGACACCGACGGCGACACGCCCAUGCAUCCCGAAAACCACAACCGACCGCCACCAACCACCGAAAUGAACAAAUACCGUCCCUUCCGCAUCGUCGAGGAACAGGUCACCCAGAACCUGCACAGGUUACUCGCCGGUACGACGCCCGAAGACCUCAGCGCAACAACCUCCACCCUGAUGGCCGGGGCACUCACGCUGGCGCUGAGCCACAUCAACCGCCGGACAAUCGCGUGGGCCGAGGCGCACGGCGGGGAGACGGAUCCCAACGCCAGCGGCAGUAGCAACACUACCACCACCAACGCAACCGGUGGCGCAGCGUCGGGUCCGAAGGCCAGCACGGAAGCCGGGCUGCAGUCGCGCAUCCUCAUCCUCAGCGUCAGCAGCGCCACCGGCGCCGCGCACCAGUACAUCCCCAUCAUGAACGCCAUCUUCGCCUGCCAGCGCCUGCAGAUCCCCAUCGACGUGUGCAAGCUCGCUGGCGACGCCGUGUUUCUGCAGCAGGCCGCCGACGCCACCAAGGGCGUGUACAUGGCCCUCGCCGAGCCCCGGGGUCUGCUGCAGUACCUGAUGAUGGCGUUCCUGCCGGACCAGCGCUCCCGCCGCCAUCUCAUCCUCCCCACGCGCGUCGACGUGGAUUUCCGCGCCGCCUGCUUCUGUCACCGCCGCGUCGUGGAUAUCGGGUUUGUCUGCUCCAUCUGUCUGAGUAUCUUCUGCGAGCCGCUCGAGAAAGGCGAGUGCUUGACUUGUGGGUCCGUGUUGGAGAUGGGCGACUACGGGGCCAAGCCGGCCGUGGUAGCCCGGAAGAAGAAAAAGAAGAAGGCUCGUGGGCCGGGCAAUGGGGCCUCGGCGACACCUACACCAACACCGACACCUGGUCCGUGA